This is a messenger RNA of Aphanomyces invadans, 1364 nucleotides long. RefSeq lists its product as hypothetical. Bases 160 to 915 code for a protein of 251 amino acids. Gene Ontology annotation, cellular component: membrane. The transcript has 4 exons. Gene Ontology annotation, biological process: zinc ion transmembrane transport. The record is from RefSeq and is a predicted model, not a curated record. Gene Ontology annotation, molecular function: zinc ion transmembrane transporter activity. Lineage: Eukaryota; Oomycota; Saprolegniomycetes; Saprolegniales; Verrucalvaceae.
ACGAGACUGACCACUGCCACGUUUGACCAAGUCGAAACUCAACACCCGUGCGCAUUUUAUCAUCCCCACUGGGUAUAGGGACGGCACGUCGCCCAUUACGCCAUCAUAGCUCAGUUAAGGAAACGCAGCACGUCUGGAACUCCCGCGACCCCUGGCAAGAUGGGUCUUGAGAGCGGAGUCGUUGCGACGCACGACAACGUGGUCGGCCGACAAGCUCAUAGCGGUAGCGCCGACACGGCCAAGGCAAAGCCACCAUCACCGGACGCGAAGGACGACGAUUCAUUCUUGGUCGACUCAAACGAAAAGGUGCCGGCUGGCCAGCAGUCCAAAUCGCUGUCGUGGAAAGCAGAGCUCGCCACAGCGGCAGCGUUCCUUGCCAUCACACUUGUGAGCUACCCUUUCACAGGCAACAUGCGAAGUUGGCACUACGUGUGGUGGUGUGGGUGGUUGACUGCCGUGUCGACGGGAGCUGGUGCCGUGCCGUUUCUAUGGGUAAAGGAUAUUGACAAGUUCUGGCUCGGCGUCUGCAACGCUCUUGCUGCUGGCAUGAUGCUUGCCGCCACGAGCUGUUUGUUUUACGAAGGUUUUCAUGUCAAGAGUCACGAUACCGAUGUGUUGAGCGUGAAAAUUCGCCUGCUCCUUGGAGCGUGCGCAGGGAUUGGUUUUAUCAAGAUGACAAAACUCAUCCUUGACGGCCACGACGGCGUCAAAUUGGGCGGCUUGGACGGCUUGGAUGCGCAAAAGGCGCUGUUGAUAAUGGCUGUCAUGACGUUGCAUUCGAUUUCCGAGGGAGUACGACCCGAGUUGUUACAACUAUUGCUCAUGCAACGUAUUCCCGUUCGAAAGAAUAGAUUGGCGUCGGGGUUUCGUUUGGUGGUGAAGGUGGUGACAGACGGGGCGUCAUGGUAUCGCUGACGCUCGCCAUCCACAACGUUCCCGAAGGGCUCGCGGUACCGUGUUUGUUCUCACUCCGUGUGUCUCGACAUGAGUUUUUUUAUGUCGGGUAGAUUUGUUUGGUGCUGAUUCCGCGAGGCCUAAAGCUGCUUCCAGCAAUUUUGUGGUGUGUCUUUUCAAGCUUGCCCCAACCGAUGUUUGCAGUCCCAUCCUUCCUCUUUGUCGAGACAUUCUUGCCAAUUUUGCCGGCUGGUCUGGGCUUUGCUGGUGGCGCGAUGGCAUACGUCGCCAUUUGCGAACUCUUACCGGAAUCACUUGAAGACACGGAGAACAAAUUGGCCACGGGAGUUAGCCUCCUCUUGGCAUUUGUCUCGAUGUUGAACAUUCAGUAUGUUUUGACGGGCGAGCUGUGAGCUGACCCAGCCCCCGACCCCUUAAUAUUUUAAUCAAUCUAGCAACCUCAUCCCCCA